Molecule: messenger RNA, 2443 nt
Organism: Lolium rigidum
Lineage: Eukaryota; Viridiplantae; Streptophyta; Magnoliopsida; Poales; Poaceae
Product: auxin response factor 2-like
Exons: 11
Coding region: 1-2103 (700 amino acids)
Biological process (GO): regulation of DNA-templated transcription; response to hormone
Cellular component (GO): nucleus
Molecular function (GO): DNA binding
Source: RefSeq, a predicted model, not a curated record
AUGAUGGGCAUCGACCUCAACACCGUGGAGGAGGACGAGGAGGAGGAGGGCGCUCCGGCCGCCGAGCCGCCGAGGAGCGCCGUGUGCCUCGAGCUCUGGCACGCGUGCGCCGGCCCCGUGGGCCCGCUGCCGCGCAAGGGCACCGCCGUCGUGUACCUGCCGCAGGGCCACCUCGACCACCUCGGGGAGGCCGCGGGAUCCGCGCUGCCGCCCCACGUCUUCUGCCGCGUCGUCGACGUCAAUCUCCAGGCGGACGCCGCGACCGACGAGGUGUACGCGCAGGUCUCCCUGCUGGUCCUCGACAACGAGGAAGGGAAGAGGCGGAUGCCGCCGGAGGGGGACGAGGACUCCUGCGACGGCGACGACGCCGUGAAGCGCCCCCCGCCGCGGAUCCCGCACAUGUUCUGCAAGACGCUCACGGCCUCCGACACCAGCACGCACGGGGGCUUCUCCGUGCCGCGACGCGCCGCCGAGGACUGCUUCCCGCCGCUGGAUCACAGCCUGCAGCGGCCGUCGCAGGAGCUCGUGGCAAAGGAUCUGCACGGCACGGCCUGGAGGUUCCGCCAUAUCUAUCGAGGCCAGCCACGGAGGCACCUUUUAACCACUGGAUGGAGUGCAUUUGUCAACAAGAAGAAGCUUGUCUCUGGGGAUGCAGUGCUGUUCCUCCGAGGCGAAGAUGGAGUGCUUAGAUUGGGGGUUCGCAGAGCUGCUCAGCUGAAAAAUGUAUCUCCUUUUCCUGCACUUGGUAACCAGACCUCGGGUCAUAGUAGUCUUGGUAAUGUUGCCCAUGCUGUGGCAACGAGAAGUAUUUUUCACAUCUACUACAAUCCCAGGUUAUGUCACUAUGAGUUCAUUAUACCUUAUUGGAAGUUCAUGAGAAGCCUCAGUCAACCUUUUUCUGUUGGAAUGAGGUUCAAACUGAGAUGUGAAAACGAAGAUGCUUCUGAAAGAAGGUCCACUGGGAUAAUAAUUGGGAUCAGAGAGUCAGACCCAAAGUCGCAUGGUUCAAAGUGGAAAUGCUUGGCGGUGAGAUGGGAUGAUGAUGUAGAGUGCUCUCGGCCCAAUAGGGUAUCUCCUUGGGAAAUUGAGCUUACUGGAUCAGUUUCAGGAUCUCAUCUUUCCACUCCCCAUUCAAAACGGCUGAAGCCAUGCCUUCCCCAAGUUAAUCCAGAUAUGUUGCUUCCAAGUGGAAGUGUUUCUUCGGAUUUUGCGGGAUCUGCCAGAUUCCACAAGGUCUUGCAAGGUCAAGAAUUAUUGGGUUUUAAAACCCAUGAGGGUACUGUUAAUUCAGCUUCUCAAGCGUCUGAAGCAAGAUUUUUUCAGUACACUGAUGAUCGGAGUUGCUCUAUCAACAUGAGUAACAUCAUGGGGGUUCCAAGACUUGGUGCUAGAACCCCACCGGAAGACCAUGGGUUUUCCUACCACUGCUCAGGCUUUGGGGAAUCUCAAAGAUUCCAAAAGGUCUUGCAAGGUCAAGAAGUGUUUCGUCCUUUCCGAGGAGGAACUUUGUCUGAUGCUGUUAUAAGAGGUUCUGGCUUUUACCAAGCUGAUGGCAACCAUGCAUCUGGUGCAACAUAUAAUUGGCUUACGUCACAAGGAUGUGAUUACCGUGGGCCAACAGCACCAGCAAUGCCUCAAGCAUCCUCUCCAUCAUCAGUGCUGAUGUUUCCUCAAACUACUUCCAGGAUACCUGGCUCUGAAUAUGGAAACCUGGAUAAGGAUGAGAGUAUUAGAAAUGUUACGGUCAGGACUACUCAAGAUAUGGGAAGAAACAAUCAUACAUUACCUCUCUGGCCUCAUCUUGUUCCAGGCAAAAAUUGUACGGGAGCUGAAAAGUUACAGUUCCCCAUCAGCGGUGCGGAGCAUGAACCAGAUGACACAGAUGUUCACACAAAUCGCUGCAAAAUCUUUGGUAUCUCUUUGACACAAAAGGUUCGAGUACGUGAUGAAGUGGAUUGUGACAGUGCAAACUAUCAUCCUCAGGUCCAGCAUUCAAAGCCACAAAAGCCAAAAUCACUAGGCAAUAGUUGUGCUACUGUUCAUCAGCAAAGGCCUGCUGUUGGCAUGGCGGUUGACUUCUCUGCAGUUGAUACGAUGAUCUGAUUCGUCUACUCUAUCCUGUGGGGAGAAGCAUGACCUCCACCUGGCCAUUUCAUCCUUUUAUUCUCGGUUGCCACCAACUUCCAUGUUUUCUCAGGUUUCAUCACAUCCUGGUUGACGUAUUGAGGAUGUUUAUCGAUUUUUUAAUGCACUUUUAGGAUUUAAAUAUUGUUAUUACCUCUAUCUUAAGCUCUCUUUCGAUCAGCAUCUACAUGGAACGAUCUAUUUGUAUGUUUUUAAGCUGUAUCUUGUGACUUGUUUGGGUUGCUACCAUUUAAUUUCCAAGAGCAGACAGUUCUUUGAAUUAACACCAUUGAAUUGAAAUUAUCUCUGCUUGGUACUA